This is a messenger RNA of Drosophila grimshawi, 1638 nucleotides long. RefSeq names its product serine protease gd. Gene Ontology annotation, molecular function: serine-type endopeptidase activity. The record is from RefSeq and is a predicted model, not a curated record. NCBI's taxonomy places the organism in Eukaryota, Metazoa, Arthropoda, Insecta, Diptera, Drosophilidae. Gene Ontology annotation, biological process: proteolysis. The transcript has 4 exons. Bases 100 to 1527 code for a protein of 475 amino acids.
UCAUUCAUUCGCUGGUCGUUGCUCAGCGAGUGCGGUUCUGCUGGACUUUAGAUAGAUACUCGGUUUCAUAGAGUUUCGCGAGUGUAGUUCACGAGUACCAUGGAUGAGAAGAUGAGGAUGCUACUACCCGGCUUUUUGCUGUCACUGCUUUGGCUUAUAUCACCGACUUCAGCACAGUUACCGAAUAAUGCUUGUUCGCAAUACUUUGAGUAUCUGUCAUUCAAUCAACAGUUUAUCGGCCACAUUUCAGUACGCCUUAAUCCGCAAUUUGAAAAUGUGCUCGUUGUUGAGUUCUCACAGCGCGGAGCUUACACGUGGAGCUAUGUGGGCAGCUUGACCCUGCUGGACAGCGACGAGCAGACUAAUUCAAAUUUACGUUUUGGAGAACCCAUCAACUACCGCGUUGACUUUCCAUUGCCCAGCAGUCCACCCAAAGUGACACAAAUCAGGCUCAACAAUCAGGUUCUAUGCAGUGCAGCUCAGUAUCCGUUACCACGAACAGCAAUCACACUUACGCAUAAGUUAACCUCACCGCAACCGCUGAGCUUUUUGGGACCAAAUCGUAUACCGACUGGUGUUAAUCCACCGUGGUCUGCUCUGCCGAACGAACCGCAGCCUGUUUACAAUAUUGAAGAGAUACCAUAUCAAGAGUUGACAACGCCCAGAACGCGUCCAGUGGCACAGCCCCAAACUGAUCUCGGCAGUCGAGCGGCGCCAAAGCCAAGGCCAGACCAAGUCGAGCAGUCGCUGAGUAGCAUUUGUGGACGUGAAAGAGCGCUUACGACGCCUCUGAUCUUUCAGGGUGAGCAGCUGCAACGAGGUCAGCUGCCCUGGCUAGUCGGAAUCUACGAGCGUUCAUUAGACAAUGGCCUGCCCUUCUUCUGCGGCGGCACUCUUCUCUCGUCUUGGACAGUGCUAUCCGCUGCACACUGCUUUCGCUUUCCUGGGCGUGAUCUGCCCGCAAAUCGAACUGUGAUCUCCCUUGGUCGCAACACCAUCGAUAUCGUGUCGGCGGGCGAGUUGCGCGAUGUAUCGCAGUUGGUGUUCCACGAGGAAUACGAGCCUAGAAGCGCACAGGCAGAUAUAGUACUCAUCAGACUGGCCAAGCAGGUCGCUUUCAAUGAUUUCAUCGUUCCCAUUUGCUUGUGGAGCGAGAACUAUCCGCUUCAGUUGCCGUCCGGCUAUAAAACCUAUGUAGCUGGCUGGGGUGCCGAUGAGAAUGGUAAUACGAACACGAAAGUGGCGAAAAUCAUCGACACGAAUAUUGUGACUGAGGCCGAUUGCCUGCGUGAGCUGCCCAGGAGACUGGUGCAGCCCAAAACGAUCUGUGCGAAGCGUGACAACGCCGGUCCUUGUGGCAGCGAUGGAGGAGGCGGACUGAUGCUUCGGGAGAACAAUGUGUGGCUGCUGCGGGGAGUCAUCUCGCUGGGUCUGACUAAGGAUAAUACUUGUGAUCUCUCCAAGGCUGCCCUCUUCACCGAUGUUGCCAAGCAUAUUGCUUGGGUGCGUCAGAAUAUGUGGGAAUAACUAUAACCAUAAUUAAUGCAACUAAACUAGGAUCUAGUUAUUUACAUAGUUAUAAGAACAAUUUAUCCUGUGAAUAAUGUAAAAAAUAAAUCAAAUCAAAAUGCACAAUCG